Geodia barretti is the source of this 1297-nucleotide messenger RNA. The record is from the annotation of a GenBank genome assembly. Lineage: Eukaryota; Metazoa; Porifera; Demospongiae; Tetractinellida; Geodiidae.
CCUUCCCCGGGCACGGAUGCGACCGUGCUGUACCACUGGCCACCAAAGGUAUUUGAUCUCGGCUGCGGCCGUGAUUUUUGAUAGGGGUAAAGUAUGGAGUUUGCAUACACUCCGGAACAAGAAACUUUACGGAAAGACGUACAGACUUUCAUUCAGGAAAACGUCACCUACGAAGUUCGUCAGGAAAUUGAGGAAUUGGGCAUCCGCCACCGUGGCCCUAAAGUUCGCGAAAUGUAUCGCCAGCUUGGGGAAAGAGGGUGGGUCGGCAUUAGCUGGCCGAAGGAAUACGGCGGUCAGAACGGAAGUCGUAUCGACCAGUAUAUUGUUGAGGAAGAAUUUGCCCGGGCCGGUAUCACUGUCGGAGGCGCCGGUAGCGGUGCUCCCGCCAUCCUGGCCGCUGGCACCGAAGAGCAGAAGCAGUAUUACCUUCCCGGUAUGAUCCGGGGCGAAAUCUCCUUUGCCCUGGGUUUUCACUGAACCGCAGGCUGGCGCGGACCUGGCAAGCCUGCAAUGUCGCGCUGUGCGGGAUGGCGAUGAGUACGUAAUCAACGGCCAAAAGAUGUUCACCACCGCAGCCCACUAUGCCAGCCAUAUUUACCUGAUGGCUCGGACCGACCCUGAUGCCCCCAAGCACCGGGGCAUAUCUAUUUUCGUCUUUUCCAUGGAUACCCCGGGAAUAACCGUUCGGCCCCUUUGGACUAUCCAGAACGACCCGCCGGCCCCGGCAGGAACAACCUACGGAGACAACCGCACCAACGAGGUCUUCUUUGAGGACGUCCGGGUCCCCGCAUCCUGCCUGCUGGGCGAAGAAAAUAUGGGUUGGUACGUUGGUGCCAUGGGCCUGAAUCUCGACCGGGUGGGCGCCAGUCGCUACCUGAUUUCGGUGCGGCGUGACGAGGAUAUAGUUAACUUUGUUAAGGGGAACGAACUGGGCGGGCUUGACCUGGCCGAGGACUCAUCAGUCCGAGACCGGAUCGCUGAGCUUUGGAUAGAGGCCCAGGUAUGCCGCCUGAUGACCAUGCGCAGCAUGUCGCUGGUGGAGCAGGGCGGAAAUUUCACCUACGAGGGUUCAGCGGAGAAGGUAUUCGCCCCAGAGCACGGCGUGAAAACCACUGAAACAAUUUCGCAAAUCCUCGGGCCCUAUGCUCAGUUGCUGAACGGCUCUGAAGAUGCCAUCGAGGAGGGCGUAUUCGCCCACAACCUGAUGGGCGCUUUCCAGUCCGGCAUUAACCACGGCAGCACCCAGGUCAUGCGGGACCAGAUUGCCCGGCGUGGCCUGGGGAUGCCCAGAGGUUAG